AUGCUUCAAGGUAGCUUCCGCCUUUGCUUUCGUCCCACUGCACACGAAGCGGACGUAGCCAACGGAUUGAAAGCAGCACCGCACAGGCGACAACGCACACAUUGCCCCUACACAGACGCCAUCGCACAUGCUGGCACCAUACCUACAACACCAAAUCUACCAUGCCAGACCUACUGUACCAGACGUGCCAUGCCUAUACGACCAUCCUUCGGGUUCCAUUUUGGCCAUUUGGGGGCUCAUUUUCACAGUCGUACGCAGACAAGUAUACUUUUCAUCUUGCACUCGGCUUUUGUUUUCUCCACGAUGCCGAUGGCACUUGCUCUUCUGGUUGUCAGCCUUGCUGGGACCCACUAUGCUGCUGGCUUGGCCUCUUCAGGAGACCUCCAGCUGAUGCAGAUGUGGCCGACUCCGACAGCGUCGAAGGAUGAUUUUGGGAGGGAGUUCUUCACGCAUGCUGGUGUGCGUAUACACCGCCGUGCGCCGAAUGGCCGCCGUACGGUCGAUGGUGAACCUGAGGCCACUGAGAAUAAGACGUCGACGUGGAUGUUCAUGAUUAAGGAAGGUACUACGGGUGAAAUGCUGCAAAGCGUUGUCCAGGAGCUCCAUCCGACGGCAAUGUCGACCAAUCCGGACAUUGGUGAAGUGCCAUUUGUGGAGGAGCAUUUGGACUGA
Messenger RNA from Prorocentrum cordatum, 672 nucleotides. Lineage: Eukaryota; Dinophyceae; Prorocentrales; Prorocentraceae. The record is from the annotation of a GenBank genome assembly.